Messenger RNA from Rhineura floridana, 3759 nucleotides. It is a transcript of the gene AMMECR1L, whose product is annotated as AMMECR1 like. The coding region runs from base 768 to 1700 and encodes 310 amino acids. The transcript is spliced from 9 exons. The record is from RefSeq and is a predicted model, not a curated record. Lineage: Eukaryota; Metazoa; Chordata; Lepidosauria; Squamata; Rhineuridae.
GGAAACUGUCCCCGCUGUGUCUAUGGUCUUCGCGGGGCCGAUGGGAGGCUGGCGGAUCAGCGUGCACAUUCCUGCUCCAUUACCUCACAUUCGGAGAAGGGGCCGCUGGGAUAGUGGAGGACCUGGGCUCUUCUGCCUUGCUUCACCUCUCUGUUUAGCCGGCGGCGAGCCCGGGAUUCCUCGUUCGGUUUCGCUGUGCGUUUCCCCCUCCCCCCCGCCUGCCUUGCCUCCCCUGCCCCGCUGGGUCCACUUCUUCGACUCUCACCCGCCCUGGCCCAUGGCUCCAUGAAGCGCGGGGCAGCAGAGGUGGCGGCGGCGGGGAGGCAAGAGCAGGAGCGGCGGCGGCGACGCUGGUGGCGGCGGCGUUGGUUGGGCUGAAAAAGUGACUGGGGAAGGGAGCCGUCUCCUCGCCAGGAAAAGAGAAGCAGGUUUGGCUGAUGUGCUCGAGGAGAUAAUUUGCCAGGCUUGUGUAUUCUGUCCCAAUGUCAAUGUGGUCUACAGCUAUAUGGAUUUGAUGACAGUAUAUGCCUUGUCGCUAAGUUCUGCCGAGGUCCUCCUAUUUGUGCCACAGCCUGCAGGCAUCCAUCUGGCAUCAGCCAAAGGGAAGAAUAUGUUUUCUAUUUGGGGAACAGGAAUGGGCCGUGAGAAAAGAAAAUUCAUUCCAGAUAUAAAAUAGCUUCCCCUCCACUUGCCCAACUCCUCCUUGGCAAUACAAGUUUUCUGCUUUCAGGUUCUACAGUACUCCAGGCAGCAAGUGCUGAAUCAGGAUGGGAAAAAGACGCUGUGUUCCUCCACUUGAGCCCAAGUUGGCAGCAGGCUGUUGUGGGGUAAAGAAACCCAAAUUGUCUGGGAGUGGAACACACAGCCACGGGAAUCAAGCCACAACCGUGCCAGUCUCUAGUUCAGGUCCUCUUCAGAACCACCAGCAUGCAGAUGGGGGCAAUGGAAGGGAGAAUGUAUCAGAUUUGACUUUAUGCCCCGGAAACUCUCCAAUUACUCGAAUGAAUCCCUCUUCAGGAGCAUUGAGCCCACUCGCCCGGCCUAAUGGAACUGCCAACAGCACCAAAAACCUAGUGGUGACAGCGGAGAUGUGCUGCUACUGCUUUGAUGUACUCUACUGUCAUCUUUAUGGUUUCCCUCAGCCAAGACUUCCUCGAUUUACCAAUGACCCCUAUCCACUCUUUGUGACAUGGAAGACAGGGCGAGACAAGCGACUUCGGGGCUGCAUUGGAACUUUCUCUGCCAUGAAUCUUCACUCAGGACUCAGGGAAUACACAUUAACCAGUGCACUUAAGGAUAGCAGAUUUCCACCCCUGACUCGUGAGGAGCUGCCUAAACUUUUCUGCUCUGUCUCCCUCCUCACUAAUUUUGAGGAUGCCACUGACUACUUGGACUGGGAGGUGGGAAUCCAUGGAAUCAGAAUUGAGUUCAUCAAUGAGAAAGGUGUCAAACGCACAGCAACAUACUUACCUGAGGUUGCUAAGGAACAAGAUUGGGAUCAGAUUCAAACAAUAGACUCCUUACUCAGGAAAGGUGGAUUUAAGGCUCCAAUUACCAAUGAUUUUAGAAAAACUAUUAAACUCACCAGAUACCGCAGUGAGAAGGUGACAAUCAGUUAUGCAGAAUACAUGGCUUCUCGUCAGCAUUGUUUUCAGAAUGGCACUCUUCAUGCCCCACCCCUCUACAAUCAUUACUCCUGACACAAGGCUGCAUGACCAGUCCCGCCCCCCAGCUGCCACUAAUACCUAUGACAUCAUUGGGGCAGAUGCCUCCUCUUCCUGGUCCAGUUACUUCUAUUACUGCACCAUUUUAUGAUGCUAGCUUCCGUUGCCAAGUCUGCCUUCCAGCUGACUGAGGGAUGGGGGAUACCAGUGAGUGCAACUGAACUUCAGGGGCCCAUGCCUUUCCCCAUCCUUCCUUCAGAAUGAGGGUUCAGUUGGACUGAGGCUGCAAGACUAACAGUUGCGGUUGGGUAGAGAGAACCUGGAGGAACGGCAGUAUCACUUCAGAUUUCUCUGUCUGCGUGUUAAAUUGCACUGUAUUCAUUUGAAUUGUUAAUUAUGACAGGCCCCUUGAUCAAGUAGGAGAGUUCUCCUGGCAGUCUGGGCAACGGAGUCCAACAAAAUAUUUUUUUAGGUUAUUUUUAAUUUUUUUAAACCUCUGAUAUUUAUCUACCAUCAGCUGAUUAGUCCUUAUACGUCCCAAGCAAGCAGAUGACAUGACAUGUUACAAGGACAGUGUGUCAGCAGAGAUUCCUCCUCCUCACAGAAGUUGGCAGUUGUUCAAAGAUUUGAAAGGGAAAACAGAAUUUACUGCAGAUAAAACUAUUGCUUGCACAUAUCCAGGAGGUUUCAGUUCUCACAUCUAGCUGCUCUUGCUUUUGACAAAGAAGGAAAGUAGCCUACUAAAUAGAACCGUAAUGCAUGCAUGAAGGUGAAGUGCUCUGGGUUAUGUAUGGGAGUAGCUGACAUUUCCUUGUCUCCUGAGAGUAUACUGUCUCUCUCCUUUGGGUUUUUUUUUUCCUGGGUUUCAACUUGAAAUACAAGAAGCAGAGUCUGUAAUUGGAUUGGGGCAGAUUUUGUUCCCCACAAAGCCAUCAUUAUAGCAAUUCAAAAAGAGUGUGAAAGUUGUUUAUAGGAAACGCUCCAUGUAACAGCUUUCUCUGGCAUGACCCUAAUAUCCAGGCAAUGAAACACACAGUAAAUGUUAGCCUUUAAGUGGUUAUCCGAUGAAGGUAUCAUUGCUGUUGUGGUGCCUCAGUCCUAAAUACAUGUAAUUGGAAGUAAAUCAAAUUGAUUUAAAAUUACAUUGUGUCCGGACAAGUGUACUUAGAAUUGGAACCUGAGGAAUGCUGUCUACCCCUCCCCCAAGUUAACUCAGAACCAUGUUUGACUAUCCUGUGGAUUUUAAAAUUUCCUUUCCUAUUGUUGCUGAAUACCAAGUACACUGAAUCAUAACUGGAAACCUCUUUUUUUCCAUUCAACAGUCCCAGUUCUCUUGUGUGAGUCACUGUGUUAUGAAUGCAGGCAUUCUUAAAUGAAUCCACAGGAAGUAUAAAAUGGUAAUGCAGGACUUCUGAAAAUCUUGAUAAUCGGCACUGAUAGAUUUUUUUUAAAAUCCAGGCAAAGAGCACAGUAUUAUGAGAGUUUGAUUCCAUAUAUGCAGUAUGUGUAACAACUGUAGCUUUUAUGGAUGACUGGAAGCAGGCCAUCCCUUUUACAGUGGGAUGCGAGUCUCCAGAUUGGUAGUAUAAAUGAACAUUGCCUCGGUGGAAAAAAUAUAUAUAUGCCUUCUAUCUUGAAGCAAAGUGUCAAAGGCAGUCUAAAUAGAUGCUGUGUUACUGGAGAAGUAGACAUGAAUAGCCCAUAUGAACUGGUGAGCAAUAUUUGCCAGUAUCUGGCUCGACUGCACAAAGUAAACUGCUGGCUAGAAGAGGGCAAAUCAUAUCUUCCUGCCAAAAGGACUGUUUAGAGAAACUACGAAGCCUCCAAAUUAUAUAUUUUUCUGUCAUUGUUCUUCUGUCUCUGAAGAAAACCUAAACUGAAAUUUUGCUUGUUGAUGAACACAUAUCUAAGAUGGCAAGGGGGGGAGAGGAGCUCAUAUCCAGCCGUCUGCACUACUGCCCCAGCUUUGGUUUUGUAUUGGAUCAUUUGUAUGGAAUACCACUUUUUCCCUUCUAAUGAUGAUGAAAUAUGUUUGAAUAUGAGGGGACUGUUUCAUGAUUUCCUGCUACUGAGAAUAAAUCAGUCUUCUUACAAA